AUGCCUCGCCAACAACGCCGUGCUGCUCCUACUCCUGCGCGUAGCGCCCCUACCCGUCCUACCGCGGCUCCUGCCCGGCCCGCCGCACCUGCUUCCCAGCAGUCGCAGCCUCACUCAACGGCCGCGCACCCCAGCCAGGCUACCCCUAUGCAGCAGGCUGCUCCUGUCCAGCAAAGCUCUGGCGGUGGCUUCCUGAGCCAAAUCGCCUCGACCGCUGCUGGUGUCGCUGCUGGUCAUGUCGCUGCCACCGGUAUCACCAACGCUCUCGGCUGGGGCUCCAGCUCCCACUCCGCUCCUGCCGAGGCCCAACAGGCCGCCCCGGCCGAGAACCAGUCCAUGGACAACGGUCUGUGGCAAAGCAGCGCUUCCCAGUCAGCCUUUGAGACUCCCGCUUGCGACACCGACAUUCGCAACUUCCGUCGCUGCAUGGACGACAACAAGGGUGAUAUGACUAUUUGCGGUUGGUACUUGGACCAGCUGAAGGCCUGCCAGGCUGCUGCCAAGCCCUACUAA
This is a messenger RNA of Penicillium oxalicum, 513 nucleotides long. Its product is annotated as coiled-coil-helix-coiled-coil-helix domain-containing protein. The record is from RefSeq and is a predicted model, not a curated record. The coding region runs from base 1 to 513 and encodes 170 amino acids. Gene Ontology annotation, biological process: mitochondrion organization. Gene Ontology annotation, cellular component: nucleus; mitochondrion. NCBI's taxonomy places the organism in Eukaryota, Fungi, Ascomycota, Eurotiomycetes, Eurotiales, Aspergillaceae. The transcript has 3 exons.